CCAUGGCAGUGCCGGCGGCUUUGAUCCCUCCGACCCAACUGGUCCCCCCUCAGCCCCCCAUCUCCACGUCGGCUUCCUCCUCCUCCGGCACCACCACCUCCACCUCCUCGGCGACUUCGUCUCCGGCUCCCUCCAUCGGACCCCCGGCGUCCUCGGGGCCAACUCUGUUCCGGCCGGAGCCCAUCGCUUCUGCGGUGGCGGCGGCGGUGGCGGCCUCAGUCACCUCACCCGGCGGCGGCGGCAGCGGAGGCGGCAGCGGAGGCACCGGAGGCGGCGGCGGCAGCUGCAACCCCAGCCUGGCGGCCGCGGGCGCCGGCGGCAGCAGCGGCGCCUCCAGCACCCCCAUCAACGCGAGCACCGGCAGCGGCGGCGGCGGCGGCGGCGGAGGCAGCAGCAGCAGUAGCAGCAGCAGCAGCAGCAGCAGCAGCAGUAGCAGCAGCAGCAGCAGCAGUAGCAGUAGCAGUAGCAGCUGCGGCCCCCUCCCUGGAAAACCCGUGUACUCAACCCCGUCCCCAGUGGAAAACACCCCCCAGAAUAAUGAGUGCAAAAUGGUGGAUCUGAGGGGGGCCAAAGUGGCUUCCUUCACGGUGGAGGGCUGCGAGCUGAUCUGCCUGCCCCAGGCUUUCGACCUGUUCCUGAAGCACUUGGUGGGGGGCUUGCACACGGUCUACACCAAGCUGAAGCGGUUGGAGAUCACGCCGGUAGUGUGCAAUGUGGAACAGGUUCGCAUCCUGAGGGGACUGGGCGCCAUCCAACCCGGAGUGAACCGCUGCAAACUCAUCUCCAGGAAGGACUUCGAGACCCUCUACAAUGACUGCACGAACGCCAGUUCUCGACCUGGAAGGCCCCCUAAGAGGACUCAAAGUGUCACCUCCCCAGAGAACUCGCACAUCAUGCCACACUCUGUCCCGGGCCUCAUGUCUCCCGGAAUAAUACCACCAACAGGUCUGACAGCAGCAGCUGCAGCAGCUGCUGCCGCUACCAAUGCAGCUAUUGCUGAAGCAAUGAAGGUGAAAAAAAUCAAACUAGAAGCUAUGAGCAACUAUCAUGCCAGUAAUAACCAACAUGGAGCAGAUUCUGAAAAUGGGGACAUGAAUUCAAGUGUCGGACUGGAACUUCCUUUCAUGAUGAUGCCCCACCCUCUCAUCCCUGUCAGCCUACCUCCAGCGUCGGUCACCAUGGCGAUGAGCCAGAUGAACCACCUCAGCACUAUUGCAAACAUGGCGGCGGCAGCACAAGUGCAGAGUCCCCCAUCCAGAGUGGAGACAUCUGUUAUUAAGGAGCGUGUUCCCGACAGCCCUUCCCCUGCCCCGUCUUUGGAGGAGGGUCGAAGGCCUGGCAGUCACCCAUCAUCACAUCGCAGCAGCAGCGUGUCCAGUUCCCCAGCACGUACUGAGAGCUCCUCCGACAGAAUCCCUGUCCAUCAGAAUGGGUUGUCCAUGAACCAGAUGCUGAUGGGUUUGUCACCAAAUGUACUACCUGGGCCAAAAGAAGGAGAUUUGGCUGGCCAUGACAUGGGACAUGAUUCUAAAAGGAUGCAUAUUGAAAAAGAUGAGACCCCGCUUUCUACGCCAACUGCAAGAGACAGCCUUGACAAACUUUCUCUAACUGGGCAUGGACAACCACUACCGCCAGGUUUUCCAUCUCCUUUUCUGUUUCCUGAUGGACUGUCUUCCAUAGAGACCCUUCUGACUAACAUACAGGGGCUCCUGAAAGUUGCCAUAGAUAAUGCCAGAGCUCAAGAAAAACAGGUUCAACUGGAAAAAACAGAGCUGAAGAUGGAUUUUUUAAGGGAAAGAGAACUUCGAGAAACACUUGAGAAGCAGUUGGCUAUGGAACAAAAGAACAGAGCCAUAGUUCAAAAGAGGCUAAAGAAAGAGAAAAAGGCCAAGAGAAAAUUACAAGAAGCACUCGAAUUUGAGACAAAACGGCGUGAGCAAGCAGAGCAGACGCUAAAGCAGGCAGCUUCAACAGAUGGUCUCAGGGUCUUAAAUGACUCUCUGACCCCAGAGAUAGAAGCUGACCGCAGUGGCAGCAGAGCAGAUGCUGAAAGGACAAUACAAGAUGGAAGACUGUAUUUGAAAACGACUGUCAUGUACUGAAUCUUUUCUGUUGAAGAAAUCCUUAUUAUAGUAAAGAACUUGGUAGCAAGAAAUUCAUCAUGGGAAAGUUCGGGAAAAGAUAAAGUCCUUUUAAGGGAACUUUUUCCAAUUUUGUGUACUAAUGUUCUUUCAAAUUUAAGUAUUCUACAGGAAAAAAAAAGUUUCUUCCAUUGAGUUUCACCUGUGGUUCAUACUAGAGACCUGGGAAUAUUUGUAAACAUGCAAGUAUCAAACUUCUUACAGUUAAUAACUGCAACUUUACUGCUGGACACUUGUAUACAGAAUCAAAGCAGGUCGAAGAAAGACCUAGUUUUGCUUUUUUAAUGGAAUGAACCAUUUCCUCUGCUGAAAAUUCUGUAUCUGAGCACAUUAAGACUCUUGUAGCAGUGGUCACCCAGACAUACAGAAUUAUGCUCCCCUGAAACCAGCAAGAACACUUGGAACUGAACUUGUAGAGGGGCAUAGAGGAUGCUGAAUAAAAAAAAAAUAGAGUUAACUUCUGUUACGUUCGAUUUUAAACUCUCUACCUGUGGGUUUUCUCCUGAAGAUUUUUUUUUUCUUACAUACUUUCCGAAAGACCAACAAAUGGAUGUUAACAGCAACCCAAUGAAAUUACAUUUUGCAUACCUCUAAAGAGUAUUGAAUAUAAGCCAACAGGUUUCGCUGACAGUCCUGUUUUC
Messenger RNA from Ochotona curzoniae (black-lipped pika), 2782 nucleotides. It is a transcript of the gene DACH1, whose product is annotated as dachshund family transcription factor 1. Lineage: Eukaryota; Metazoa; Chordata; Mammalia; Lagomorpha; Ochotonidae. The transcript is spliced from 11 exons. The record is from RefSeq and is a predicted model, not a curated record. Bases 3 to 2102 code for a protein of 699 amino acids.